AUGGCCCUCAGGGGGGCCCUCGGGACAUUCAGGCCUCCUAAACAAUCUUACUGGGACCCGCAGGGGCACGCAGAGGGUUUGCAUGCGGCGGGAUGGGAAACCCUAAAGGCCGACCUUCACGAGGCUUUUCAAAUCCUUUUCGACAGAGAAGUUCUUUUGCCUCCAUCUUUGGCUAAUUUACAACUAGACGUCCCAGGGGGCCCCCCUGGGGCCCCCGAGGCCCCCCAGGGGGCCCCCCUGGGGCCCCCCCAGGGGGCCCCUCCGGGGCCCCCCCAGGGGGCCCCUCCGGGGGCCCCCCAGGGGGCCCCCCCGGGGGCCCUUCCGGGGGCCCCUCCGGGGGCUGCCCAGGGGGCCCCCCUGGGGGCCCCUCUGGAGACCGCGCUGGGGGCCCCUCUGGGGGCCUCCUUGGGGGCCCCUCUGGGGGCCCCCGUGGGGGCCCCCCUGGGGGCCCCCUUGGGGGCCCCUUGUGGGGAGGGUUUGGGGGCCCCCUGGGGCCGUCGGUGUCGCCCACCCGGAGUUGAUUUUUGGCACUUCGCCUUGAUGCCCCGCAGCGCCGAGGCGGUGGACUUGAACAAAUUGUUUCUCCUUGUGGGGCCCAUUCGCUUUCUGGAAAUGCUGCACAUUUUGCUGCCUCCCCAGCAGCAGCAGCAGCAGCAGCAGCAGCAGCAGGAGCAGCAGCAGCAGCGGCUGCUGCUGCUGCAGCAGCUGCCCUCCCGGCUAAACCCCCACUGCCUGGGGGCCCUCCUGCGGCAGCUUUGUGAGGCCCAGGGGGCCCCCGUCUUUGAGGCCCCUCUUCUUUUUGCUGCUUGCUGGGCAGCACAAAACCCUUCAGCGGUACGGAAGCAGCAGCAGCAGCAGCAGCAAGAGCAGCAGCAGCAAGAGCAGCAAGAGCAGCAAGAGCAGCAACAGCAGCAAGAGCAGCAGCAGCAACAGGAGCAGCAACAGCAGCAGGAGCAGCAACAGCAACAGGAGCAGCAAUAG
Molecule: messenger RNA, 981 nt
Organism: Eimeria necatrix
Lineage: Eukaryota; Apicomplexa; Conoidasida; Eucoccidiorida; Eimeriidae
Exons: 3
Coding region: 1-981 (326 amino acids)
Source: RefSeq, a predicted model, not a curated record